Molecule: messenger RNA, 591 nt
Organism: Gossypium raimondii (Peruvian cotton)
Lineage: Eukaryota; Viridiplantae; Streptophyta; Magnoliopsida; Malvales; Malvaceae
Product: E3 ubiquitin-protein ligase RHA2A
Exons: 1
Coding region: 1-591 (196 amino acids)
Biological process (GO): protein ubiquitination
Cellular component (GO): cytoplasm
Molecular function (GO): ubiquitin protein ligase activity
Source: RefSeq, a predicted model, not a curated record
AUGUGUUACUAUGAAUGUGAGGCAUGGCAGAUGGAGGGUGAAGAUGGUGAAGUGGUGAUGCAAGUAGAAGAAGAUUCGUCGCUGUGUCCUGUGUUUUCUAUUGAAAUCUUCGCUAACAUUGUAUCUGAUCAUGAAACCAUCAUUCAACAGCUAUUGCUGCCACAGGAUCAGUUAACGCAGGCCAGCAGCACAUCGUGGUCGGCUAUAUCUAGCAAGCUUUCGCAAAUGGAAAUACCCUUUAGCCUUCAUGCCAGGGUGAUGCUAAAGAUCAUAGAAUGUGCUCGUUCCGCCAUGAAGGAAACACAGAACAAGAAGCGCAAGAACAUCCCAAUUAUCGUCACUCUGGGUCCUGCUGCUGCAACACCAUCAAAGGACGAAGCCGUCGAUAAGCGCAAGGGAUCACUGAAGAAGGUUAAAGUUGAAGAAGGCAAGUUUACCGUAGUGCAGUGCGUGAUUUGUUUGGAAGAGAUUUUGGAUGGGUUUAAAGUUAUUCAAAUGCCUUGCUCUCAUAUAUAUCAUCUACAUUGCAUCUUAAGCUGGUUGGAGAAGAGUAAUCUUUGUCCACUUUGUCGAUUUCAGAUGCCUACUUGA